Pelodiscus sinensis (Chinese soft-shelled turtle) is the source of this 856-nucleotide messenger RNA. Lineage: Eukaryota; Metazoa; Chordata; Testudines; Trionychidae. The record is from RefSeq and is a predicted model, not a curated record.
AUGACACCUCUGUUCCCAUCUCUCCCUCCAGGGGGUGCCGGGUGCAAACUCUGCCCCAGGGGUUGGCCGCUGCGCGGGGACAAGUGCUACUGGCUGUCAAAACAGGCUAAUAACUGGACUCGGAGCCGGGACGACUGCUGGGGGAAGAGCUCGCGACUGCUCGUGCUCCAGAGCCAGGAGGAGCUGGACUCCAUACGGCUUGUUAUCCAAGGUACACACUCUGUCUGGACUGGAGUUAAAGCGACAUUCCCUGGGGGGAAGUGGACCUGGGUGGAUGGCUCCCCAUUGGACCCAGCGCGCUUCCCCGUCUCCGGCCCUGUGGACGGGAACAGCUGCGGUCGGCUAAAAGGCAGCCAGCUUUAUUCUGAGAUGUGUGAUGUUGAGUUCAGGUGGAUCUGCCAGAAAGAUGCUGCCGUGAUCUAACCAGUGGGACCACAGAGCCGUGUCUGUGAGAUGUCAAGGACCCUGCACUCAGGCUCAGCAGGCUGGACUGUGGCUUUAGGCAGAGUCCGGGAGACUGGGAGUCACCUUCCUGCCUCUAGUGGGAUGCCUUGUUGGGGACAGGUCCCAACCCCUCUGGCCCACACACCACACAGACCAGCUAUCAUGCUGCAGGUUAGCGAGAGGCCCCCUAACUCCUGAGGAUCCCCCAGCAUUGGCCAGCCCUGCCCCACAGGAUGCUCACUCAGCUGCUGCUUCCCAACUCAUACUUCCCCUGCCCCCACUGUACAAGAGCCCCCCUCAGCUCCCUGCCCCCUCUACCUCACUGUGCUUAAGAGAGAUGAACAGUUCACACUCCUACUGGAAAGGCAUAACAAGUGGGGUUCUGCAGGGAUCUGUCUGGGGGCCAGUUCUG